Aspergillus affinis is the source of this 4632-nucleotide messenger RNA. RefSeq lists its product as uncharacterized. The transcript has a single exon. The record is from RefSeq and is a predicted model, not a curated record. Bases 1 to 4632 code for a protein of 1543 amino acids. Lineage: Eukaryota; Fungi; Ascomycota; Eurotiomycetes; Eurotiales; Aspergillaceae. Gene Ontology annotation, molecular function: S-adenosylmethionine-dependent methyltransferase activity.
AUGUCGUCGCACAAGCCUGAUGGCGGCCGAAUACCCCGGCUUAGGGGUGUUGCAUCUCAACCACGAAGCGUGUCAUCGCCGAUGAUUACUGUAGCAGCGAAGCCAACGGGCCUUCCUAUGCCGCCAAGGCCGCAAAUUGAUCCCUCAGUCCCUUCUUCUAAUAGGACUAGCAGACUACCCUCCUUGACCGUGGCUGAAAAGAGCCAGGGAGCGCGCUCAAAUCCUUCCAGAAUACCAUCUAGUCAGGGUCUUCAAUCGUUCUUGCCCCCGAGGGCGACUACGCACCCCCUGCCAUCGCCAUCGGGACCUUCUGUGUCCCCUGAUAUAAACGCUAGCCUGGGCUUGCCGCAAAGCUCGUAUUCAGUGUCAAUCUCUUCGGAUAAUAGUCUGCAAAAUUCCGCUCGCAGUCGGCCACGGAACGUUCUCCGAAGAAAGUAUCCCACAAUUGGACAACAUACGGGAAAAAAGCAACCGGCUACUAUGCAAGGCACCAGGCCCGAAAAGCUGAAUGUAAUAAUUCCAGAUGAUGCUCAGUCCAGCAACGACACCAUGGACUCUCCUCGGUUCUUUGACAGCCCGGCGCAGUGGAAUCACCUACCUUCACCUCCGUCCGCCGUUCGAGGGAGGAAUGUGAGUAAUACUCCGGAAAACGUGUCUCACGGCCCUAAAGAGCUUGCUAGCCUUCGAACCACGAUAAACACACAAAACCUACCACCACCAACACCAGGGUUUGCCUCCGCAAGCAGUCCCUCGACGAGGUACUCUGGAUCUCCCGGAAUAUGGAGCCGGACUUCCACUCCGACAUCUUUGUCCUCGUACUCCCCGGGGAUUGUCCAACCGGUUAAAUUUGGUUCCCGGUUGAGACAGCCAAGCCCAUCUCAAACAAGACUCCCUUCUUUUUCACCUCGGAUACAGCAGACCCCGUCACCGAGCAACCCACUGAGUUCCGGAGAAUUCAGACCAUUGGUCCCGACCCAGGGCGCAGACUCAACCACUACGUUGGUCAAACCUGAACAGAAAAGCCCAGCGACAGAACCUGAUGUUGGGAGGGCUCCAACCACCGGCAACGGGAUUGUUCAACGCAGGACAUCGAUUAAAUCUAACCUUCCCCGAAAGUCCAACGUGCUAGCUGAAUCAGGUCGCAACGCACCCGAACAGAAGCUCACCAAAGUCGAGCCACGUGGACCGUUAAGGAGAGGGGGAGCUGGAGGGCUUUCACUAAACACGACACAGGUGCCGCGGAGACCAAGUAGAGAUGGAACCCACCAACUGGAAUUGGAACCAUCACCUGUGGUCCAAAGCAACUUAUCCCCUGAGACAGUGACCGGACAUAAAAGACGUGGGUCUGUGGAGAGUUCAAUCGCUAUCGACAAGUCUCCAUUGUCAGUCAAUCAAUCUGCCGCUACCUCCGUGGAUUCAUUACAUUCUAGGACGUCCUCCCGAAUUCCGUCCCGCCUUCCACCAUCACCGGAGCUGUCCCGCAAGCUACCUCAGAAAGCAGCAAAAGAAUCGACAACACCUCAAAAUCCUGUUAGUCCGGGUAGAGCUCGCCGAUUCGGACUCUUCUCUAAGAAGUCUAAGCCAGAGCUUGAUUCAAAAGCAUUGGAUGAGUCUCGCCCCAUUCGUAAGGGACCAGUUGCUGGAACUGGUCAUGAGGGGUACGGCAGAUAUGGACAGCGUGGACGCAAGACAAGUAUCAGCAGCAACAGUGGGGUUCGUGAUCGAUCGACAAGCACGACCAGAAGCGUGUCCAAAUCUGUAUCAAGCAGUAAAGGGAGUGACAGAGGCCGAUCCGACUUGGGGCUGGAUGACUUUUUGCUUGACCGCUUGGAACCCGUGGUCAUACCAGGUGGCGGCAUUGAUGGGACAGCCCUGAUACGAACGCAGAGCGAACAGAGUUCAAGUGGCCUCAGCACAACGUCUACGAUGAACAUGGUGCCGCGCUCUAAACCAUCGCGACCUCCUGGUUACUCUACAGAUUCUUUAGCUACUUCAACAGGGACUGUGGAAAACGCCCGAGGCAGUUACCGAAGAAAUAAUUCUCAAGGGGAACUCAACCAGAAUCAAGUCCCUCGCGGUGGCUCUUCGAGCUUCUCUAGCACUGGUGGUUCUGGAUCGAAUGCGGAGCGCAAGGCGUCACUGGCCGAUAUCACACAAGAAAAGCCGCUGGCAAAUACGGUGAAACCAUCCUCGUCUGAAAUUAAGGUGACGAACAGUCCUAAAAAACAAGAGAAAAAGUCACCGAAGAAGGGUCUAGGCUUGAAGUGGAAUUUCUUCCAUAGAAGCAACGAUAGCACCGCGCACAAGGAACCGGAGCCACUGGCUUCUGUGCCUCAGCUGCAGGCUGCGGUAUCGACGGUAAAAUCUCACCGACCGGUUGCACACUACGCCUUUGUGGAUACGGAUUCCGACCCCUUGGAAGAUAUCAUUCACAAUAUUGAGGACUCGCCUCCGACAGAAGAUGACGGGAUGAAUUCUCCGGUUGAGGUUCCGGCAGCUUUGAAGAUCAGGAAGCCGAGCCCAUCUAUUCUUCUUCCUUCGCCACCGAAACUACAUGGUGAAUUCGCCAGAAACGGCCCACCCUCGCCAAAAGUUUACUUUACAAGGAACCCGUUUGAUCCAAUCCCCCAGAAGCCGGUGGAGCCUACGCAAACCAAAGAACAAGUACCGGAAAAACGCACAAGUAGGCUGGCUUCAGUUGGACGCAUCCCGCGUGUGGUGUCUAGGAGAGAAAGACAGCAUAAACCCGCCUUUCAGUCCUUCUCACGGCCAUUCAGUGUGACUGAGUCGCCUUCCCUAACAGCUAUAGUGGACAGACCAGCGGAAUUCUCACCACCUCGUUCCACACCCGAGUCCCAGAGACGCAACCCUCCGCGUGAUCGGCACAAUCCUGCAUUUGAUCUGACACAACCAUUUGGGGAUCCGACGAAGCAAAGCAUUCUCGAUUUUAUUGCCGGUCCGUAUUCGAAACACGAAUUUCUCGCAUUUUCCCCUGGCAAUGACUCGAUGAUUUCAACUUCCAGCGAAUCGGAGAGUCUGGCGGCUGUGACAGCUGUGAUACCAAACCCGGGGUCAGAGUUGAAUGAGGAUGAGGUAUGGGGGGAGUAUGAUGACCUGCUUGACCAUGUCCUAUCUCCCAAGAGUACGAGGUCCGUUUCUCCUGGUGAACACGAAGUGGAAGGAAAGCUUGAAAUGGCAACUAUGGCCAGUAGAGCGCUUCAAGCUGAACUGAAUGGCCAAGCAGAUAAGCGUGUGCGCUCGUCUUUGAUCGAGAACCCGGCCUUGGCACUUAUUCCGGCAUCCCCCCAGUCAAGCAAUGGUUCAGUUCACCUUCGGCGGUCCAGGAUUGUGUCUGCCUUGCAUUCGUCCAUUGCCCCGUCUUCGCAGCCUUCAUUCAGUGAUAUUAUCAAGGCAUACUGCGAUGAUCAGCCUGAGAGUGAAGCGCCUGACCAGAUCGAUCAAGCCACCGUUCCACCCGUGGAUCAAAAUUCUCUCUACCUUAGCUCUCCCUUAAACCCAUCUCCGAGCUUCGAGACAUGCCGACAACGGAACACCAUUUUGUUCGAUAUAGCCGAGCGAGAUCGAGAAGGACCCACGGCGCAGACAAACAUUCGAUCGGGAUCGUUGAUGACUAGUCGAUGGUUGUCCUUCGGGAGGGUUCUGUUCAGUCCUGCUCACAACCACGUCAAGGAUGGAGAAGACGAACGGAUCCUGGUUGUGGACGGUCUCGGAAAUGAUGACUGGUCCUUCUACUGUGCUCUCACGUACCCGAACGCAGAUGUGCAUUGCCUGACCGAUGGACCCGCAUCUACUGCCUUCAAGCACCCUGCUGCCUGGCAGCCGCCUUCUAACCAUCAUACCAUCCAUCACGCGAGCCUUGAAGACCGAUUUCCAUUCCCGAAAGGGAGCUUCACAGUGACUGUCUUGCGAUUCCCUGCUGCUUGUUCCGAGUUUGCUCAGAAUAAAAUCGUAUCGGAGUGCAAGCGUGUGCUCCGCCCUGGUGGCUAUAUCGAGAUGAGCGUGCUCGAUCUAGACAUGGUUAACAUGGGCAUCCGGACGCGAAAGGCCGUACGGCAGCUGAAGGAGAGGACGUAUCUCACCGACCCCAACAUCAGCCUGAAGCCUGCCAGUGACAGCAUUCAACGGAUGCUAGGUCAGCAUGGGUUUGAUAGCCUGCGACGAUGUAUAGUGCGGAUCCCGACCGCGGGAAUAAUCGUCCGAUCAUCCGCCUCCUCGUCAUCGACAGCCUCAUCGAAUCCGUCCACAAUGGCCACCAAUACUACUCCAUUCACCGUCUUCUCCGGACCCUCAACUUCAUCCGUGAGCGCCCAAUCGAAGGCCCAUGGAAAGUCCUCCUCCAACGACACUGAUCUUUCGCUGGGAGAUCUGCUGUCGGACCCGUCCCCUUCUCCUUCCAACGACGAAUCCAUCCGCAAGAUCGUGGCCAAGGUCGGUCGCUGGUGGUACACUCGAUGCUACGAAAUCCCUGUUCUCCCGAACGGCGACGCCGAUCUCAGCAUCUGGGCCAACCGAAAAGUUGUCCGCGAAUGUCAGAGGCGAGGCACCGGAUUCCGGCUGUUAAUCGCCUACGCUCAAAAACCGAGCGAGAAACGAAGAACCGCAAGUGUUUGA